UUGAUAUUAUGAGUCAUCAACCUCCAGGUGACCUCCAGUUUCCUGUAUUCCAAACACAGCCAAAAUGUCGAAAGCUAAAAAAGUUAUCGAAGAAGCGAAGGAAAUUAACAAUCCUGAAAUAGAUUUGGUUGACAAAGGACUUUCUAGCCUCGACGAAAUACCUGGAUUGUUCAGUCUCGCCAACAUAACUCGUCUAUCUCUCAGCCAUAACAAGAUCCAAGUAGUUCCCGCUGCCCUCGCCAACCUCGCAAACUUAGAGAUACUUAACCUUGCAAACAACCAUAUCACCGAGUUACCUGUCAGUCUAUCUUCUUUACCAAAGCUACGUAUCCUCAAUGUCUCGCUUAACAGACUGUAUGGACUGCCGAGAGGUUUUGGCUCAUUCCCUGUUUUGGAAAUCUUGGACUUGACAUAUAAUAAUUUGAAUGAGAAGAAUCUACCUGGGAACUUCUUUAUUAUGGACAGUCUCCGUGCACUGUACCUUGGAGACAAUGACUUUGAGUACCUGCCUCCAGAAAUUGGCAACCUAAAGAAUUUGCAAAUUCUAUCAAUGCGGGAGAAUGAUCUGAUCGAGGUACCUCGUGAGCUGGGGCAGCUCUCCAGACUGAGGGAACUGCAUCUACAAGGCAACAGGCUUGUUGUACUGCCUCCAGAGAUUGGUGCUCUAGACCUGGCCAGCAACAAGUCGGUGCUGCGGCUGGAGGGCAACUUCUGGGUGCCGCCCAUUGAAGACCAGCUCAAGUUGGGACCCUCACACGUGCUCGACUAUCUGCGCUCUGAGACUUACAAAGUUCUAUACAGUCGUCACAUGUCAGCCAAGCCGCCGCCGCCGCCGCAAACACUGGACAAGAGCAAGAAGGCGAGCAGGGCCGCAUAACAACACAUGUAUUAUUAACACCAUCGUGCCAUUAUUGUUAAUAUUCUAACUAAUGCUUGAAUGGAUUUGUGUUGCUUUGAAGUAAGUAUGGAUGUAGUAAAAUAUAGAUGAAAAUAAUUGCAGAGGUAUAAAAUACAUAUAAGUAAAUGAAUAAGAAACAUGAAAAUUAUAAGAAUUUAUUAAGGUUCAAUAUUGAUUUGUCAAGUAAUUCUAGUUGGGCUAGAAAUCCAUUCUUGUUUUACUGAGAUUUGCUACAUUCGGAUAGACAAGUAAAAUAUGAAAGAAAACCAUUGAGUGUGUGACAUUAAUAUUUAAAAUGUUUUAUUAAAUAAUAGUUAAGUGCACUGACAAGUAAACAUAUUUUUUUACACUAAUUAUGGUGCUAAUUUAUUAAUAAUUGUAUGUUGUGAUUGUAUUAAUGUGUAAGUUGAAAUACUAUCGUAUUAAAUUAUUUACUAACAAAAUA
Molecule: messenger RNA, 1343 nt
Organism: Helicoverpa armigera (cotton bollworm)
Lineage: Eukaryota; Metazoa; Arthropoda; Insecta; Lepidoptera; Noctuidae
Gene: ics
Product: ras suppressor protein 1
Exons: 6
Coding region: 65-877 (270 amino acids)
Molecular function (GO): protein binding
Source: RefSeq, a predicted model, not a curated record